This is a messenger RNA of Drosophila busckii, 729 nucleotides long. RefSeq names its product general odorant-binding protein 56h (gene Obp56h). The transcript is spliced from 2 exons. The record is from RefSeq and is a predicted model, not a curated record. Gene Ontology annotation, molecular function: odorant binding. Gene Ontology annotation, biological process: sensory perception of smell. Bases 41 to 445 code for a protein of 134 amino acids. Lineage: Eukaryota; Metazoa; Arthropoda; Insecta; Diptera; Drosophilidae.
UACUCCAACCAACAAUAACAACAAAAAUAAUAAUAAUAAAAUGAAGGCAACUUUGUUCAGUGUAGCGCUGCUUGUGCUUUUGGCUCAUGUGCAGUGCGACUCCAAGUUCCAUCAAUUGAUGAAGCAAUGCAUGGAGGAGACCAAGACCGCCGAGUCUGAUCUCAAGGACUUCAUGAGCGGCGGCAUGCAGAGCAAUGCGAGCGAGAAUCUCAAGUGCUAUGCCAAGUGCCUGAUGGAGAAACAGGGCCACAUGGUCGAUGGUCAGUUCAAGGCGGACGCCAUGCUAGCCACGCUCAAUAAUGUGCCACAGAUGAAGGACAAAAUGGCGGAGAUCACAUCGGGCGUGAAUGCCUGCAAGGACAUGAAGGGCAGCAACGAUUGCGAUACUGCCUUCAAGGUCACCAUGUGCCUCAAGGAGCACAAGGGCCUGAUGGGGCCACAUUAAACAGAAAUUUGCAUAAAAAUGUACACAGAAAAUUAAAUUACUCCCAUUGAGGCAAUUUUAAUAUCAAAAGAAGUUCAACCCUCUGAUAUUUAACUACCCAAAUUUCAACACAAGAAUCUCACUAUUGUUAGUGUUCAAUAGCGCAAACCUAAAUUGAUUUUUUUUCAAGUGUAAAACUCAGUUUCAUUCGCUUUAAUGUGAUAAUUCAAAGCGUAUGAAUUGUCCUUUAUGUUUCCUAUGCACUAUGGGCAAUAGAACCAUAUUUUCUCCUAUAAAUUAAUUAA